CGAGGCUGGAGAAAUUAUACUUAGCAGUCUCGAAAUUCAGUUUCCAUCCUCACUGCUGUCAUCCUGCAAUUUGAUUGAACUGGAAGUAUUUAGAUGUAACAAAUUGACUGACUUAAUGUCUUGCUCGACAACUAAAAGCAUGAUGCAGCUCAAGAGAUUGUGGGUACAUGAAUGUGCAAUGAUGGCGUCCAUUGUAGAAUGUGCAGGGGAAAGUGAGACAGAGGAUGAUAUUAUUUUCCACCAACUGGAAGAAAUAUAUAUUUAUCGUAUGCCAAACCUUUCAAGCUUCUGUGGCUCAGGGAAACAUGCCUUCAAAUUACCAUCAUUGAAAGAAGUAACUGUGGAAAAUUGCCCCCGUCUGAAAACUUUUUGCGAGGGACCACUUUCCACUUUCAAGCUCUGGAGUCUCCAUGUAUCAUUGUAUAAAAAGCGUUGGAAUGGCGACCUUAAUACUACCAUACAGGCCUUGUAUAAAGAAAUGGAUGAUGAUGAUGAUGCUGCUGCUGGAGAUGAACAAUUGUCAAUGAGAUUUCUGCACGAAUAUCGGAGGUUAACUGCUCGUCGCCAUUUCAAUCAUCCGGGGAUGAGUGCGCUGAACUUAUUGAAAGCUUAGAAGGACAUAUUGCUUUGAAUUGAUGUUCACAAGAGCUAAAUAUGCAAAAUGCAUCAUCAGGCUCCAACAUUGCCUCUCUUUAAGGAUGAAGGUGGCAAGUUAAGCUUUCUUUGUGUGUCAAGUGAAGAUGUGUGCUGAAAAGCUCUCUUUUAUUUUUUUGCCUUUUCAUGAUUACUAGUACGCUCAUGUUAAGUAAAAUCGAAUCCAUGGACUUUCAUUAUGUGAGGUGUGGACUGUUGUACUGUUACCUCUUUCAAUUCUGAAUUUGCUAUUUCUGGAACUCCUAAAUUUUAAAGAGAGACGGUCAUGUGCUCUGCUUGCAACUUACGUAUAAAAGUUAAAUUUAGAGUGCAAGUAAAA
Tripterygium wilfordii is the source of this 973-nucleotide messenger RNA. RefSeq lists its product as uncharacterized. NCBI's taxonomy places the organism in Eukaryota, Viridiplantae, Streptophyta, Magnoliopsida, Celastrales, Celastraceae. The transcript is spliced from 5 exons. Bases 116 to 613 code for a protein of 165 amino acids. The record is from RefSeq and is a predicted model, not a curated record.